AUGGAAUUACUUAACAAAAAACUUGUUACUCUACUUGCUCUUUGCACGGCACAAAGAGUACAAACAUUGUCAUUAAUAAAAUUGAAUAACAUUAAUUUUUAUGCAGAUGGAAUUAAAAUAAUUAUCACCGAUCAUAUUAAAACUUCUGCAAUAAAUAGACAACAACCACUUCUUUGGUUACCGUAUUUUAAAAGCAAUCUAUCUAUUUGCCCAGCUAGUGCUAUUAAAGAUUAUAUUUCCCGUACAAAAAGCUUAAGGAAAACUAUUAAUGCUGAUAAUUUAAUUUUAACUAGUAAAAAACCAUAUAAACCUGCUUCAUCCCAGAGCAUUAGUCGUUGGAUAAAACAGGCGCUUUCUGAAAGUGGCAUUGAUAUUUCUGUGUUCGGGGCCCAUAGUACGCGACAUGCGUCCACCUCAUCAGCUAAAGCUGCAGGUGUGGGUAUAGAGAUACGAGCCUUCGCCCGGCCGAUGUUUUUGGACAGUCGGCCUAAGAAGAUUUUGUACGACGCGUUGACAUUCAUCACGACGCGGGUCGCCAUGACAUACGCCACAGUGCCAUUCGUUCUGUUGCAUCUCUCACCGAGUCUCGUGUUUUAUGGAAAACUAUACUACUCCUUUCAUUUCAUCGCUCUGGGUGCAUUAUUUUUGCCGGCAAAAUCCAAGUCGCAUGUGUGUUUACAAAAUUCUACAAAAGAAGUUUCUAAACCGAAAUGUAAUGGGGACGUUAAUGGAAAACUUAAAACUACC
Molecule: messenger RNA, 747 nt
Organism: Brenthis ino (lesser marbled fritillary)
Lineage: Eukaryota; Metazoa; Arthropoda; Insecta; Lepidoptera; Nymphalidae
Source: the annotation of a GenBank genome assembly